AAAAAAUCUUCAUUUUCCGGAAGGCUCUUCGAUUUUUCAUCAAAUAUCAAAGAAAAAAAGCAAUAAAUGUGAACAAAAAUCAUGUCGUCAGAAUCCAAACCAGUUGGACAAGAUAUUGACAGCAAAAUUCGCACAAUUGACGUCGAAAUCGACCGAAAUGUCUCCUUUGAGCAACUCAUGUUGAGUCCUUCGAUCAUUGCCGGUUUGACUCGCAAUAAUUUCAUCUACCCUUCGCCGAUUCAGUUAAAAGCCAUUCCUCUUGCUCGUUGCGGCAAAGAUUUAUUCGUUCAAGCAAAAUCCGGCACCGGAAAAACUUUAGUUUUUGUCGUGGCAAUUCUCGAACGUGCUUUAGAGAAAUCCUUCAACGGCGUUCAAAGCUUGGUCGUUGUCCCGACACGAGAAAUUGCGCUCCAAAUCGUUUCUGUGAUCGAAGCUGUCGCCAAAAACGUUCAAAAUUUCAGCGUCGUUCCCUGCAUUGGCGGCACAGAAAUUCUAAAAGAUCGUCAGAAGAUCGCCAAUGCUCGUUGUUGCGUCGGAACUCCCGGUCGAGUGCUUCAUUUGAUCCGAAAUCGAACUUUGAACCCGGAAACCAUCAAAUUAGUCGUUCUCGACGAAGCGGAUAAGCUCUUAGCUGACUCGUUUUCCGCUGACGUGCGUGAAAUCAUGAAAAGUGCCGCAAAAAGGGAGCAAACUUUGAUUGUGACAGCAACUUUGGACCAAAAAGCGCAAAAUGAGUUCCUUGUUUUCAUGAAAAAUCCGCUCGGCGUGACUCCGAAGAAGGAAGCUCCCAUUCUGGUUGGUAUUACGCAAUUUAUUUAUCAACUUCCGAAGAUGGAAAAUGUCGUCGAAGAGAUGCAAAAGAAGCUGGAAGCUCUUGUAAAGGUUUUACCUGUCGAUUACAACCAAUGCCUAAUUUUCACAAAUUCCCAAAGUCGUGCGGAAAGUUUCGCCAACGGAUUGCACGAAAAAGGCUUUUUAGCGGAAUUUAUUUCGGGAGCUCUUGAUCAAAAUACUCGAACAAAGGUUUUUGAAAGAAUUCAACAAUCCCCAAACUGUCGAAUUAUAGUGACAACUGACUUGUUAGCUCGCGGAAUCGACGCCGAACGCGUUAAUUUGGUUGUAAACAUGGAAUUACCUCCGGAUCAGUUCUGUUAUUUGCAUCGCAUAGGCAGAGCAGGCAGAUUUGGGUCCCUUGGCACAGCAAUAACAUUCGCUUCAGUCGGAGAAGAGCUCCUGAAAUUCCGUAGCGUGUUGUACGACGAAGAAUAUCCCGUUUUCAAGGUCAUUCCGGGCGAAGAAGACAAGUUAGCGAAGGCUAUUGAGGAUAAAGACGUCGAAAAAGUGUUUGAACCCUUGGUUAAAGUCAAUGAAAAGAUGGAAAAAAGCUCCCAAGAAAAUGUUUCAGAAGAAAUUUCCAUUAAAAAAGACGAAAAACCAUCAAACGUUGACGAUUCAAGCUCAAAACUGAAAAAUAUCUUCAACUUAUACGAAGAUUUCAUACUAAAAGGAGCAAAAGUCGACCCAGAAACCGAAGAAAUCCUUUCAAAAGUACCCAAACCUGUGAUUAAUACUUCCAACAACAUUUUUCUACAAAAAAUAGUUGAGCUGAAUCUCUAUGGAGACGAUGAAAAAAUCGAACCCCACAAAAAUCUCGAGGAUAGUCCAACAAAAAGUGAUGAUUCAACCAAAUCCAUUAAAGAUUCAAGCACUACUACCGACGAUUUGCAAGAAAGUGACAUAAAUGCCGAAUUAAAUGAUGAUAACUUAAAUACAGAAUCCAUUAACGAUCGAGUCGAUGCCUUUUUGGAGAACUUGGAUAACGUUUCUCAAGACAUCCCGGCUUCACAGGGUUCUGUUACGAGCGGAAAAACUUAUACAGUUACCCAACGCGGUUUUGACGACGAUCAAAGUUCAUCAUCAUCUGAAACAGAAACUAAUUCAACGGCAUCCAAUCGGGGAUCACCUUCGUAUCAAUAUGGCAUCGAUGAUGAUAGUAACAGUGAGACUGAAGACGAAGACGAUGAAGAUUUGGAAGAUGAAGAAGAAUUCUUUGAAGCUACAGAUCAUCAUCCAACUCAAAAUUCUCAUAAAGUACAUCAAAGUAACUCAGCAAUGUCCUUUCACUCAAAUCGCCAAGCCUACAAUCGCUGGACCGCAAUGUAUUGGAGUCAAGCAUCACAAAUUGCUGACUACGUUAACCAUUGGCGAUUCGUUCAGAAUCAGGGAUAUUAAAAAGUCAAUUUACUGUGAGACUCGUAAAAAAAUGUAUUUAAAAUACUUGAGUUAAGUGCGUUUUUUAAAAAAAAGAGUAAAUUAAAUUAACCAUCCACUCACGGAUGACAUUGCAUCUUUUAGUCGAAAAAAAAAAUGCCAAACUCACUUGCUUAGACAUGUACAAUAAAUAACAACAAUUAAAUUAAA
Molecule: messenger RNA, 2421 nt
Organism: Culicoides brevitarsis
Lineage: Eukaryota; Metazoa; Arthropoda; Insecta; Diptera; Ceratopogonidae
Product: probable ATP-dependent RNA helicase DDX20
Biological process (GO): ribosomal large subunit assembly
Cellular component (GO): cytosol
Molecular function (GO): nucleic acid binding; RNA helicase activity; ATP binding
Source: RefSeq, a predicted model, not a curated record